AGGGCGCUUGUGGCUACAGUCACAGAGUGAGAUUAUUUUCCAGUACGAGAAAGUUGUAAAUAGUUUUCAAUAAAAUUUCGACUAAACAUUUAUAUCAAAUGCUUAUUAUAAAUGAUAAAUGAUUAUUUAUUAACUUUAUGUGAGUGGAGCAAGUGAUAGACAACUUUAAAGUGUGUGCCUUAUAAAACAAAAAGCUAUCAUCGCAUACUUUACCCCAACGCCAUUUUGAGGCGAAAUUUUGUAUUGUAAGUGCCAAGUAUUUCGCAAUAUUUUCUUUUUUAAUCCUCGUAAGGGGCUUAAAAGGGUAAUAUUUAUAUUAAUAAAUGUGAGAGACGACUGCGGCAGCUUCGAUUUUUCCGGGAGUGCAUUAGUGUUGGGUUGGGAUUGUGGAUACCUAGAGAUAGCGGGUGCGGAGGAUGGCCCGAGGCAGUAGAUUCGUUUUAAUUAACUGACGGACAUAGCUGGCUUGCAGCUGGCACAAGCAAGGAAGAUGCCACGUCCGGGAAGUUUGAAGGAUCCGGACAUUGCGGAGUUAUUCAGCAAACAUGAUCCAGAGAAGAUUUUUGAAGAUCUCCGUGAGAUUGGUCAUGGCUCCUUCGGAGCCGUGUACUAUGCUCGUUGCAAUCUCACCAAAGAGAUAGUAGCUAUCAAGAAGAUGUCCUACCUCGGGAAGCAGAGUGAAGAGAAAUGGCAGGACAUCUUGAAAGAGAUAAAGUUUCUCAAGCAAUUGGAUCACCCGAACACUAUAGAAUACAAGGGUUGCUACAAACGGGAGCACACCGCCUGGCUGGUCAUGGAGUACUGUGUCGGCUCGGCUUCUGACAUUAUUGAGGUUCACAAGCGUCCUCUGCGCGAGGAGGAGAUAGCUGCGAUAUGCGAGGGCGUCGUGUGCGGUCUGUCUUACUUGCAUUCCUUGGGGCGGAUCCAUCGCGACAUCAAGGCUGGUAAUAUCCUACUGACGGAGAACGGGACGGUAAAGCUAGCUGACUUCGGCAGCGCCAGCAUCAAGUGCCCAGCCAACAGCUUUGUCGGCACUCCCUACUGGAUGGCGCCGGAGGUCAUCCUCGCCAUGGACGAGGGCCAGUACGAUGGAAAGGUUGAUGUGUGGUCGCUCGGUAUAACGUGCAUUGAACUGGCUGAGAGGAAGCCUCCGUAUUUCAACAUGAACGCCAUGUCCGCUUUGUACCAUAUCGCGCAGAACGAUUCACCUCCAUUGCAAGCACCUGAAUGGACCGAUACAUUCCGUUACUUCGUGGAGGCGUGCCUACAAAAGAAUCCACAGGAUCGUCCGUCGUCUACCAAACUUCUGUCCCACCCUUACAUCACGCGGCCGAGAUCACCGAACGUUCUGGUCGACCUUAUACAGAGAACAAAAGCGGCUGUGAGGGAUCUAGACAAUUUGAAUUACAGGAAGAUGAAGAAAAUACUCAUGGUGGACGCCGAUAAUGAGAGCGCUAUGGGUGAUAAUGAAGAGACGGCUGAGGAGCGUUCGGGUGGAGAUAGCUCCAAAUCCAAUUCCGCUACAUCAGAGCACAGUGCGGCCGGGGCAUCCAGUCAGAGUUCCUCGUCAGGCAGUCUACGGCGCAGGCCUAUCGCGCUGAACGCUAAUCACAAUCAGCAACAGCAGCAAUACCAGCAAUACAACCACCAACCAGCCCACCCCACCAGAGAUCGCAAGCGUUGCCUUUACUUAUGUAGCUGUUUCGUACGCAGAGACGAGAGCCCUAUACCGGGCUCCCACGACGACUACGUGAACAGGGAAGUUCUACGUGAUUACGCGAACAGGGAUUCCCUGUGUGACGAUUACGGCGAUGAUUACGCGAAUCGGGAGGCGAUACGGGAGGCUCAGAGGGAAAGGGAGAGGGAACGCCAGGCUCUAGAAUACAGGGAGUACGUUAACGCGCCCUCCACGUGGCAACAGGACAGCGGCGACGACAAUAGAAACACGCAGAGAAGACGUGUAAGCAACAACGUUUGUGCCGCUAUAUCUCUCGUGUCCGAACACGGUGCGAACAACUUUGCUACUAUACGGACUACUAGCAUUGUCACAAAACAGCAAAAGGAGCAUAAUCAGGAAAUGCAUGAACAGAUGUCCGGCUAUAAACGCAUGCGUCGCGAACAUCAGGCUGCACUUCUCAAGUUGGAGGAGCGCUGUAAGGCGGACGUCGAGGCUCAUAAGUCGCAGCUCGAUCGUGAAUAUGACUCGCUGCUGCAACAGCUGUCUAGAGACCUGGAAAGGCUGCAGACUAAACACGCUCAAGAGCUGGAACGGAAACAGAAACAGAAUUCGACAGCCGAGAAGAAGCUGAUAAAGGAUAUAACAUCACGCCAAGAACAAGAGAGGAAAGCCUUCGAGACACAGCGCAAGAGAGAGUACAAGGCGAAUAAGGAGAGGUGGAAAAAGGAAUUGAGUAUGGACGACGCCACGCCCAAACGGCAAAGGGAUGCUACAUUACAGUCCCAUAAGGACAAUCUGAAGCAGGCGGAGGCGGCAGAGGAGGCGCGUUUGGUGCGCUCUCAGCGAGAAUACCUCGAAUUGGAACUGAGAAGAUUCAGGAGGAGACGAAUGCUGGCCCUGCAUCAUAAGGAACAGGAACUACUCAGAGAGGAGUUAAACAAGCGUCAGACUCAGUUGGAGCAGGCGCAUGCAAUGCUGUUACGUCAUCACGAGAAGACUCAGGAGUUGGAGUACAGACAACAGAAGGGCGUACAUGCUCUCAGGGAGGAACAAUUGUCCAACCAGCACGCGACCGAGUUGGCCAAUCAGAGGGAUUAUAUGCAGAGAGCUGAACAUGAGCUCAGGAAGAAACACGCGCUGCAACUCAAACAACAGCCCAAGAGUCUUAAGCAAAAAGAAAUGCUGAUCCGCAAACAGUUCCGUGAGACUUGCAAGAUACAAACGCGCCAGUACAAAGCACUCAAAGCACAAAUCUUGCAAAUGACACCUAAGGAGCAACAAAAGGAAGUCAUCAAAUCGCUGAAGGAUGAGAAGCGUCGCAAGCUCGUGUUGUUAGGAGAACAGUAUGAUCAGAGUAUUAGCGAGAUGUUGCAGAAACAGACCGUGCGCCUUGAUGAGAGCCAAAUGAUGGAGUGCCAGCAAUUGAAGAUGCAGUUGGAACACGAGCUGGAUAUGUUGACGGCCUACCAGAGCAAGAGUAAGAUGCAGGCGGAGGCUCAGAGGAACAGAGAGCGACGGGAGCUGGAGGAGAGAGUCGCUGUCAGGAGGGCGCUGUUAGAGCAAAAGAUGGAGUGCGAGUGUGGUCAGUUUGUCGCUGAACGAGCGGAGAGGACUCGCAUGUUGCACGAGCGGCACGAGAGAGACCUCGAUCACUUCGACAACGAGAGCGCGAGACUUGGAUUCAGUGCAAUGGCGAUCGCCGAAGGUAGCAGGGAGGGUUACGGGGAGGAGGAGCAGUCACUCUCCGGGUCGAUGCUGUCCCUCGCCCACAGCAACUCGUCGGCCAGUUUCCCGGCCGGCUCCCUCUAACAUCAUACACACACACACCCCCACGAAUCAUAACACGCAUGAAGUUUAAAUCGGACUAUAUCAUUAAUGUUGUGAUUUUAAAUUUCACACGUCGUUAUCGUGAUGGCGAGGUGACAUUCAUACGCUAAGUCAAGCAUUUUAUGUCAUAUGGCGUUUAUAAAUCAUGCUGAUAGAUUAAAUAAAAUUAUAGCUCUGACAUUAUAAUUUUUUUUAAUAUAUUGAUUAUUAUGAAUGUGACAUUAAAAAGGGGAUCAUCCUCCCUGCACAUCGAUGGUAUCCAGCGCCAGUAAUAUGAACCAUUUUAGCUCGUGUCACUAUAACACCAUACCUUACUGAGACUGCAGCCCUCCCAAUUUAUUUCAUUCCAUUAAGAGUCGCAGCUUUGCAUUGAAUAUAUUAAAUCACCUGUACUCACACGAUCACAAUGUAUUAUGUAUAACUUGAAUUUUUGCUAUCAUUAUAGAUGUUAACGACUUCAAUGUAUUCUAGUUUGGGAUACAUAUAUAUAUGUCCUCUUUAUUCUUUAAUUUUUUUUUUUGUUAUUUUAUUUCUUUAAGUCUUCCAAAAAUACGUCAGUAUUUGUUUUAGCGAAUUAAUAGGGUCCGGGAGGGCGUUUCCUAUACUUUACAAUAUUAAGUUUGUAGCACGCCGUUAUUAUUAGUGUGUUUUCCAGCAAUUAUUUUAAUUAUUAUUACUAUUAUUAAUAUUAUUUAACUCUAUUAUUAUUAUUAUUUCUUUCUGAUUAUCACAAUUGACGUACAAUGAGCGAUGUCUGAAGAGCGAGUUGUUCAUAAGUGUUCGUGAUCCGCUGACGGAUUGCAUAUUUGUAUCUUGAUAAAGUUAUUUGCGAUUUACUGAGUGAUGUUUAAAUGGUGUAACAGUGAUGCAUGAGACGCUUUUUUUUUAUAUAGAAAUUUAAUAUUAAUAUACACUGAGCUCCGCUGAUUUAACUGUGACGGACAUUUGAAUUAUAACAUUACAACGAUUAUAUAUAUUAUAUAUAUAAAUUUGAUAUGAUUUCAACAAAAUAUAUAUAAGGAUGGAGUAUUUAGUACCAAUGUUAAUCAGACCGUCCAAUUGGAGAGUGCACCAGGCGAUAAGUCAACGGAGCGAAGUGUGGUAGAUGAUAAAAUUGAAUACAUGUAGUUAUAUUGAAGUAAUCUUGUAUAUUAUGUAGUAUAAAGUAAGUUUUUUCAUAGCGGUUUUAGUGAAUUUUUCAUCUUGAUUCCAUAUAAAUAAGUUCAAGAUUGAACAAUUUCAUAUAUGAGACCAUUUUAGGACGUCGUCUAUAUUUCUAAGGUAAUCUUUGUCUUGCUACGUUCGUACGAUCAGCAAAGCGUACUCCUAAGAUAAACGACGAUAUUUGACGAAGGCAUUAAAUAGUGCGCCGCGCCCGCCCGCCCACACGCUUGUCACUGACGGCCAGAUUAUAUAAUUUAUUUAUAAUAUUAGAUAGUCAAAAUUUAUAUAUUCAUAUCAUUAGUUUUUAAUUUAGACGCCAUUUUUUGCAUAUAUUUGUAUUUUAAAAGUUUAAAAAAAAAAAGCGACUGGAAGGUGUUUGUCUUUGGCCUAGAAAAAUUAUUUUAUCUAUAUAACAGGUGUUGGAUAUAAAAUUUUUUUACCGUUUCAAAAUGUAUUUAUGCUUGUGUUAGAAUAUUUUUUUUGUAGAUUUUAAUGAUUACAUAACACGCUUUAUUGAAUCAAAAAUAAUAAAAUAAAUCGCAGGUGCUGUGUAUUGUAUGUUGUCUGACGGACUGCCGAUUAUGUUUUGUAAAUAUUAUUAAGUAUAUAUGUAUCAUAAAGAGCACACAAUUUGCCUUACGGUGUCGGGACGGGUGCGGCUCGGCGUUUUGUAUAUAAAGAACAAUAAUAUAUAUAUAUACAUAUAUAUGUAUAUAUAUAUAUAUAUAUAUUUAACUAUUAUACAAAGUUUGUUACUUUUGUAAGGUGAGAGUGUGUGUUUGUACAUUGCAGCGUCGACCGCGCCCGAAGCUAGCGACCGCUAAGUACUAUAUACAUAUAUAUAUAUUUACUUUAUUUAGUGUUCUAAUACAUGAUUGUAUUGUCUACUAAGCUUACCAGUCAUAUAUGUAUAGAUGAAUACAUAUAACUUAAUUUAACUCCGAUUUUAGUCAUAAAUAUCCAAAUUUAGUUAAUUAUAUUGUACCUUUCUAUAUCACAUUGUCUAUGACCAUCAUCACACUACGUGAUCGUUCGUGUUCGACACUGUUGGUGGUUUUGUUUACGUGUUUUAAAACAUUGAGACAUUCGGCAUUAAUAUAUAUAUACAUACAUAUAUAUAUAGUCCAAUAUACAUAUGUUGGACGAGUAUGUUAAUGUUUCGACAAUAACGCUGAUAAACGAUCUUUUAUUUAGGCGUCGAUUUUAUUUUCUAUGAUUUAUUUAAUUAUAUAUAAUGUCAAGCUUUAUAUUUUUUUUUUCUUUCGUUGUUAUAGAGAUCCCCCGUAGAUUAUGUGAUGUACACGGAAUGUAUAACAUAUUGAUUUUGUCCUCCCCACCCCCCCAUUAAGACCAAGACAUGACAAUAAUCUAGACAGCCUAACUAUACUUCGUCAAGUUGUUUAAAAACUGAGAGGGCCAUGGUAAUGAAUGCAGCGGUGGCCAUUAAUGGAGACAAACAGAUAUGACCCUUCAUUUAUAUCUACACGUUACAUCAGUAUAACUAAAAGGAUUUAAAUUAUUAAAGUUUAGAAUCAUUUUGAUUGGCCGUAGUUAUAUUUUUAUAUAAAAUAAAUAAUGAUUCCGUAUUCCAAAUUGUAAUUGUCAAUGACCACUGACGUAAACCGCUAAGGUGGUAGCAAUAACCGGAAUGGAAGCACUAUGGAAUUGAUUUGUGAGCUGUAACUUAGCUUGAGUGACAUUAGAUGGUCGUACAUAUAGUUAGGCGCUUAGCUUUCGCUGUUGUAGUACAUCCAACGGUGCGGUGUAGUAGAGUUGGGCCGGGAUGAUUGUCAGAACACAAAUUAAUGCUUUAUAAAUAAGAAUAUUUUUCACAAUUACCGUACAAAUAAUAGCACCGACGUGGGGUACAAGCGUUACGCGUAGUUUUCCCCCUGCCAACCUCCCACCACUUGCUAGUUAGACUAAGAAUUGUUAUCAUCUCAGUACAAUAACUAAAGCAUACAAUUAGUCCUAAGUCCUUUGUAAGUUCUGUUUGAAAUCUCGAUUAGGUAUACUAUUAUCAAAUUAUAUUCACAUCAUUCUAAGCAGGCUUCGUGCGACUGAUUCACUUGUCAUGUUCACUCGGUCAAGAAUUGCAUGUUUGUUACUUUGAAUUAAGUCUUACAGAAUUGAAAUAAUAAUUACCUUACUGACUUACUAUUCUGUGCUUUUCGUAUAUAGAAGUGUGAAAGGUAGUCUGUUUGAGAUUUGAGAAAAGGUUAUAUAUAUAAUGUAUCAAGCUGUUUAUUUUUCAUUCGUGUCUUCUUAAGAGAUAAUUGUAAAAUAUGUUAAAUAAGUACUGCGGUUGUUUCGCUAUGUAGCUAUUGCGAUGUUUUAAAAUACGCCUAAAAUCUAAUCGUGUUUGAUCUUUGAGAUAACGAAAGUGUUGUGAUAAAUGUUAUCGAUGGGACAUUUGUGAACUAUCGUAGUGUUAUAAAAAUUAUGCUAGGAGAUCUUUAUUAAUUGAAGUUCCCCAAAGCAUCUCAAGCAAUCUAAGAGAUAUAACGAAUUUCGGGAUCAUCUUAACAUUUGUAAUAGUAUAUAUUUUUUAUAGUAUAUAUUUUUACGAAUGAUAAAUAUAUGUAUUUUUGUUACAAACAUUAUUUAUAAAUUCUUUCAUCGAUAUCGAUGCUUAGUAUUUAACAACUAAUGUCCAGUACAAAGGAUAAGGACAUUGCAAUAAUCGCAAUCAAUUCCUAAUGAAAGAAUAGUUAAACAUGUGUUUGUAUGUAUUGUUAGCGCUAAUUAUAUGCUUUAGUUAUUAUUCUAAGGUCAUCAAUGUUGUCUCAGUGACAUAUUAAUACUAUAGAAGUACCAAACGUAGUUAGCGAUCACGUAUUAUGUACAUUGUAACUAUUUUUUAUUAUAUUUUACCAUUGUAUAGUCAUCUAUCACUGAGAGUUAGAAAUAACGCGAGGUGCGACAAUGUCCGGACGGCGGGCCAUCCGCCGGCGGGGCAGUGUUGUUUUCUUUUUUUUUUUUUUAAUAAUAAUUAUUAUUAUUAUUUUGUUAUAUAUUUAAAUAACACAAUCGACUUGUAGUUUUAAUAAUUAUUAUCAUUAAUUAUUAUAUUGUAAUAUAAUCUUAUUAAUGAAAAAAUCAAACUGCAAAUAAAUAAUAGAAAGGAAA
This is a messenger RNA of Danaus plexippus (monarch butterfly), 7798 nucleotides long. It is a transcript of the gene Tao, whose product is annotated as serine/threonine-protein kinase Tao. The record is from RefSeq and is a predicted model, not a curated record. The transcript has 21 exons. Gene Ontology annotation, molecular function: ATP binding; protein kinase activity. Bases 491 to 3487 code for a protein of 998 amino acids. Gene Ontology annotation, biological process: protein phosphorylation. NCBI's taxonomy places the organism in Eukaryota, Metazoa, Arthropoda, Insecta, Lepidoptera, Nymphalidae.